AUGGCCAGGUCAGUUUACUCUUCCCCAGGCAGCAAACGGGCUCGCGCUGGGGAUGCUCUUAGAUAUCUCCUAUAUGCAUGUAUAGUUAGGCGCAUAAUUAUGAGUCUCACUCUCAGUACCGGCUGCCGAGCUUUUUGGGGGACGAAAGGAGUGUUGGAAUCUGAGUUUCUGAUGAAAAUUGCAAAGUCAAAAGGUACGCCUGUAGCACGGAUUGCAUUGAGAAGGGCUUAUGAGCAAGGGGUGAUUAUUGUGGUGAAUAGCUUCAACAAAGAGAGACUAAAGCAGAAUCUUGAUAUUUUUGAGUGGGAGUUGAGCAACGAAGGGUCCAAGAAGAUUGCCGCAAUACGGCAAAGGAGGGCAAACCUUGAGCAGCUCUUUAUCUCUGAAACUAGCCCCUUUAGGACAGUCCAGGAGCUCUGGGAUGGAGAACUUUAA
Messenger RNA from Daucus carota subsp. sativus, 435 nucleotides. Its product is annotated as non-functional NADPH-dependent codeinone reductase 2-like. Lineage: Eukaryota; Viridiplantae; Streptophyta; Magnoliopsida; Apiales; Apiaceae. Gene Ontology annotation, cellular component: cytosol. The transcript has 2 exons. The record is from RefSeq and is a predicted model, not a curated record. The coding region runs from base 1 to 435 and encodes 144 amino acids. Gene Ontology annotation, molecular function: aldose reductase (NADPH) activity.